Messenger RNA from Petromyzon marinus (sea lamprey), 928 nucleotides. RefSeq names its product OVCA2 serine hydrolase domain containing (gene OVCA2). The record is from RefSeq and is a predicted model, not a curated record. Gene Ontology annotation, cellular component: cytoplasm; nucleus. Gene Ontology annotation, molecular function: hydrolase activity. Gene Ontology annotation, biological process: response to retinoic acid. Lineage: Eukaryota; Metazoa; Chordata; Hyperoartia; Petromyzontiformes; Petromyzontidae.
AUGUGUCUGCGCUCCCGCCCCGCCCCGCCAGGUGUCGCCCUCCUCGCCAUGGCCGCCGAGCGCGCCGCGUCUCCUCCUCUCCUGCGGAUUCUGUGCCUGCAUGGAUACAGGCAGAAUGGCAAGAGCUUCCGGGACCGCACGGGCUCCCUGCGCAAGAUCCUGAAGAAGCACGCAGAGCUGGUUUACAUCUCAGCUCCAAACGUGAUCCCAGCCCAGAGGGAGGAGGAGGAGGCGGCGGGUGGAGACGGAAACACUCACACAGACGACCAGCGGGCCUGGUGGUUCACCGUGGACCCGGCCCGGGCCGCGCCGGGUGAGCGUCUCUUCGACUCCACAGCGGCCUCCGCUUACAGCGUCGGCUUCGACGAUUCGGUGCUCACGAUUGCACGCACCGUCAACGAGCUGGGGCCCUUCCACGGAAUUUUGGGCUUCAGUCAAGGAGCCUCCAUGGCUUCUCUCAUCCUCGCCAUGCAGAGGGAUAAUGACUCGCGCUUCUCGUUUGGCUUCGCGGUGCUGGUGUCCGGCUUCCGGAGCAGCUCCGCGGUGCACCGGGGCGCGUACGCAGGCGGCGCCGUCUCCACGCCCAGCCUGCACGUGCGCGGCCUCACGGACCGCGUCAUCGCCCACCAGCGCAGCGCCGAGCUGCAGCAGGGAUACUCGCACGCCAGCGAGCUCGUCCAUCCAGGGGGGGACUUUUCCCGUCUGCCCCCAGGCCACUUCGUCCCCGCUUCCCCGCCCCAGAAGGCCAUCUACCUCGAGUUUCUGGAGCGGUUUCAAAGAGACCAGAAUGGGCAGCAGUGACCGGGGGGAGGGGCCGUGGAAGAGCCCCGUGGGUGGGUCACUGUUGCUGCGAGCGACUGAGUCAACCCAUCUCCGAGUGUCCGCCUCCACAGCCCUAAUAAACGUUCGCGACUUGUUCCGCUCGCAA